Molecule: messenger RNA, 1990 nt
Organism: Haliotis rufescens (red abalone)
Lineage: Eukaryota; Metazoa; Mollusca; Gastropoda; Lepetellida; Haliotidae
Exons: 10
Coding region: 564-1391 (275 amino acids)
Source: RefSeq, a predicted model, not a curated record
GACUCCAGUCAACUAAUUUGAGAUUUCUGACCGGCGUAACAAAUGGAGGGAGUGUAUGUAUUUGUAGACAAAAAGAACAUAUAAGGAAAUACAUAUGUGAAAUUAGUGCUUGCAAUGGACAACUUAAUGUUGAAGUCAAUGGUGACCCUCAAAAUUGUGACUGCCUUACUGAGGAUGGAGGACACUGUGUUGAACUUGUCAUAGAUUCAUCCACGUGUGGAGAUUUGGUCCACACUGGCGGACAUGGGCUGUGUUCAGAAGAUUUACCCUGUAAAUGUACAAAUAGUGGGCUAUAUUGUUGCACAUCAGACACCCAAUUGAACCGAAGCAUCCUACAGUUUAACUGUGGCAACAAGCAUGGUGCCUCGACAAACAAGCCUGGAGCCUCGACAAACAAGCCUGGAGCCUCGACAGACAAGCAUGGAACCCCUCUAAAGACAGGAACAUUGGUCGGAGGAGUGGUUGGAGGUCUCAUCGGCGGAGUCAUCAUCACUGCUGUCGUCGUAUUGCUGUGGCAUGUGUGUCGCAAACGUAGAAGACAUCAAGAAAGUCCCGGAGAACAGAUGACAGAUACUCACGCAUACCUGGGCCCAGGUCACACCAGCGACUCACAAGACAAAAACAAAGGAGCAAAUGAAAAGUCUUCCUCUGUCCCUGACGUAGUUAAGACUUCAGUAGGAUCUGAUACUGACCAGGGAGACUACACUGAAAUUACAGAUGACAUCACUGAGGCAGCUGGAGGGGGUUCUGUGACAACAGCAAGUCAUGGGAUGAACCCACAGGGAGGACGUACACCACAGCAUGCUGCUGACAAACCUGACGGAGAUUAUAACACACUUGGAGAUGCUAUUGUGACCAAAGCAGAUGCUAAGCAUACCUAUGACAGGUUGGGAGACACUAACCCUGACAAAGCUCUCCUCCGACACACUGGGAACAACGGAUCAGGUGCAGAUUAUUUCGUCCUGGGGGAAUCUGAAGACAACUACAAUAGACUAUGGCGUGGUGCUACUGCUAUUACGACUGGUGUUGACAGUGAGUACAACAGGCUGGGGGACACUACUGAGGCUGGAAAUUCUGAAUUAACGGACACUGGAGCGCCAUCGUUGGAUUACUUUGUCCUCGAGGAACCUGCAGACACGUACAACAAACUUGGAGUUGAUGGGGAUGCAACUACGACUGAUACAAAAAAUACCUAUGACCGAUUAGGAAACACGGAUGUUGAUACAAGACCUAGAGAUUCGGAACCUUCCGAAAUCUUGCUUAAGGAAUCAGGUGACACCUACACCAAGCUCGGAGAGAAACCGUCUGCCGAUGAAGUGGAACACACGUACAACAAACUUGGAGGCGCUACACACAAGAGAGAACCUGACGUCCCUCCUGAUGGUACCUAGGGACCCUCGUCAUAGGUCUCGGCAUAGCAUGUGUCUUAUACUUUCAUUGUUUAGUUCUGCAAUGUAUAUAGUACUCAACCAUAUUUUAGCAUUAUUUGUUUUAAGAAGUUUAGAAAAUUGGAAUGUGUGGUGAAACUUUAUUGAGCAGUCUAGAGAACAUCAUAAUUUUGUCAUACAUGUAGCUCAUGAGCAUCAUUUUUUUCAAUUCUGAGGCUGCCUCUCUUUGGUGUGUAUGUCCCAAGUGAGGAUUUAGUCAGAGUAAAUGAGGAUUUCGUACGUAGGAUAUUUUUAGAAACUGACUACUUUGUGUUUGUGUUUGUGGUCUGUGACUGAAAAUCCAAUAUUUUUAUAUUUGUCUGGUUGAAAAAUGUAUCUCGGUCUGUCGUUUGGUCAGAAAUUGUUAAUAAAAAUUGUAGGAUUUGAAAACAGUUACCUUAUCCGGUGAUGUUUUCUUCUCAUAAUCGAAAUUGUCAAUGGACGCAAGAGAAGGCGUCAAUAUUAUCACUGGGACGCAUGUACCUUUUUAUGUAAACUAUUUCUGAGGUCGGUAGGUUUUCGAUUAAAUCACAGGGAAUAUAAAAAUAAUAAAUAAACAUACA